Molecule: messenger RNA, 2098 nt
Organism: Doryrhamphus excisus (bluestripe pipefish)
Lineage: Eukaryota; Metazoa; Chordata; Actinopteri; Syngnathiformes; Syngnathidae
Source: RefSeq, a predicted model, not a curated record
UGGCUUGGGCUUUAAAGCUCGGAGAGUCAAUACAGUAAAACUUUGUCUCCUACUGCCUCUCAAGUAGUAGAGAUAAAAUGGAGUCCGCCGACCCGCAACAGACCAGUUCCCUCAUUCCAAACCUGGUGCCGGUGCCGGAGUUGGAUGGGAUGGAGCUUCAGAACAUGCUCACUGAUCUUCAGAAGAAAUGUGAAACCUAUAAGUCCAACUACCAGGUUCUUAAGAAUGAGCAUUCCAGUUUACAGGAUGAGUUAAUGCAUACCCAGGAGGAAGUGAAGCGCCUACUUGCUCAACAGGAAAAGCUCCAGUCACAGAUGUCUGAGCGAUCAGGAGAACUUCUGUACACAAAAAAGGAGAACGAGGAGCUUCGGCUGCAGGUGAUGACCCCUCAACGUCUGGAGUUACUCAAAGUGCAGCUGCAGCAAGAGAUGGAGGUGCCCAUCAAAGAACGUUUCCACAAACUAGAAGAGGAGGCAGAGAAGUACAGGUCAGAUUUCAACAAGCUGCGCUAUGCCUUCACCAUGCUCAUUGCACAGGUUGAACGCCAAAAGGAGGAUGAUGCCGGUGUAUUGGAGGGCCAGAGGAUGCACUAUGAGGUGGAGAUUGCUCAUUUGAAGAAGGAGAAGGAGAGCCUGGUGUCCCAGUACAAGAAUUCCGACCAGCUGCAAGACAGGAAACACCUGGAGAUUCUGCUAAAGGAGAAAACGCAGCUCACCAUGUUGGUCAAGGGUCUGCAGGCAGAGGUGGCUGAGUUGCAGGCCCUGAAGGACAACUCCGACCAGCAGGUGGAGAACAUUCAGCUCACCCAGAACCGGCAGCUAACAGAAUCUCAUGCUAUGGUCAAAUCUCUUGAGGCGGAGCGACAGUCUCUGUCCCUGCGAGCGGAGCGCAUUGAGGGAGAACUUCAUCUCAGCCAGGAGCAGAGCAGCCAGCUCACUGGACAGUUGCACAAAGCUAAAAGGGAAGUUAAUGCCCUCACAUGCCAGAUUGAUACCCUGAAGCUUUCACACAAGACUGACGUGGACAAUGUCAAACUGGAGUUUACGCGCUCAAAAGGGGAGGUGGAGAGGGAGAGAGAUACACUGAAGGGGCAGAUCGAGAGUCUGAAGACGGAGGUGGAGGUGUUAAAUGAAAUGCUGGAAAAGCACAAUGAAGUCCUUGUGGAGAAAGAAAGAGAGAUGGUCAGGAAGGUGAAAUCCGUCUGUGAAGAGGAACUCCGCAAGACAAGCAUAUUGCACGAAGAAAAGCUGGAGUUGGAGAGCCACCUCGCAAAGUUGGAACAGCAGAGGUUGCUCCAGGACACUACCGUGGAAGCUCAGAAAAGGGAAUGGGAGGAGCAGCUUCGCUUUGCCCAGAAAAGCGAGGAGUCUGUACGCAAAGAACUUCAAGGCCUGAAAAUCAGAUUAAAGCAGCAAAGCUCUGAGUUGGAGGAGUUGGAGAGACAGCGAGCGGAGUUAGAGGACCUAAAGCAGAAAAAUCAACAACUGCAUGUCCAUGUGGGGGCGUUGUCAAAGUCUCAAGCUGAGCUGAUGGAAACAAACCAACAUCUGAGGGAAAAAAUGGCCAUGGUGAAGGAGGAGAACGUUCGCCGAGGGGCAGAGCAGCUGGUGGAGGAUAGCAAGGCACGAGAGGCCAAGCUAGAAGAGAAAUACUCUCAACUCAAAGACAAAAUAAAGAGGAUGGCGGCUACUCAGAAGAAGCGGAAAGCUAAGAUGGAGAAAAAGGAGAAGAGUCAGCAGGAUACGAUCCAAACGCUGACGGAACAAAUAGAUGAACUUAACCGGGAAGGUGCUGCAGCCAACAAGAGGUUGCAGGACUAUCAGCAAAGGCACAGCGAGUUCCGAAGCCUCCUGAUGAGUAACGGUGGUUCUUUCGGUGCUGGCAUUGCCCAAGCAAAGCCCUCAUGCCGGUCUGCCCUUUUCCUUGGGCCUGAGAUACUGUUAUCCAACGCGCAAGAAGACGAGAGGGAACAGAAAGAACUAGCCCUGUUACGUCAGAGGGUGGAUGAUCUGGAAAGAGUCCAGCAGAAGCAACUGGAAGAACUGGGAUGUGUGGAGCAGAGGGACCAGCAGAAGAACUCCCUACACUGAUGCAUUCA